Messenger RNA from Xenopus laevis (African clawed frog), 1307 nucleotides. It is a transcript of the gene crygbl.2.L, whose product is annotated as crystallin gamma B like gene 2 L homeolog. NCBI's taxonomy places the organism in Eukaryota, Metazoa, Chordata, Amphibia, Anura, Pipidae. Bases 480 to 1253 code for a protein of 257 amino acids. The transcript has 3 exons. The record is from RefSeq and is a predicted model, not a curated record.
CAAGUAGACUAAAGGUAUGAAGAUCCAGAUUAUGGAAAGAUCUCUUACCCGGAAAAACCCAGGUCCAGAGUGUUCUGUCCCAUAUACAGGAUUUCAGUGUGCAUCUUAAAAAUGCAGAAAAAUAGUUUUCCCCCCAAUUUUAAUUCUGUAUGCAUAGCAGAAUAAGUUAAGAUUUGUCUAUUAUUAUUUGGCAUUAUCCACUGCCCUGCAGACUGAAAGCAAAUGGUUGCUAUGGGUUACUAGACCAGGAGGAAUAAAGGCUUAGUAGUUCCUUCUGCCUCGCAUUAUUUAUUAAAACACAGAACAUCAAAGUUAUAAUUAAUCCAAUUUUUAAAAGGUUCAACAACUCACAAGAACACAGGUUUUUCAACACAAGCUUUGGCAGCUAAGAGGGGGUCAUGAGGUGCUAAUCAUACAAUUGAUUUUGUAGUGGGUGUUCCUGACAGAAGCAUUUGCAGCCACCGAUUUUCUCUGUGAUAAUGGAUGAACUGAAAAUGCUGUCUAGUUCUUUAGCUAAACUAUGGGACAUAGAAAUCACAAAGAAACAACUGUCACAGCACAGCAAGCAAAAAAACAAAACAAAAAGGAAAUACAAAAGAAAAGUUCUUUACGUUUUCCUUACUGAGCAGAAACAUGUAUGCAGACAGCAGCAAUCCAGCACAUAUUUAAAGGCCACCUCUUCUCACCAUUCAUUUGAACUUACGGUAAACUGCCAUCCUUUCAAAAUGGGAAAGAUCAUUUUCUACGAGGACAGGAGCUUCCAAGGACGCUCUUAUGAGUGUAGCUCAGACUGCUCUGACCUGUCCUCUUACUUCAAUCGCUGCAACUCCAUCAGGGUGGAGAAUGGCAACUGGAUCCUGUAUGAGCAGCCCAGUUACAGGGGACACCAGUAUUACCUCUGGAAAGGAGAAUACCCAGACUUCCAGAGAUGGAUGGGCUUCAACGACUCCAUCAGGUCCUGUCGCAUGAGUCCCUAUCACCAAGGGCAAUAUAAAAUGAGGAUCUAUGAAAGAGGAGACUUCCAAGGGCAGAUGAUGGAGUUCUUUGAUGACUGCCCCAAUACUUAUGACCGAUUCCGUUUCCACGACAUUCACUCCUGCAAUGUGUCUGAUGGUUACUGGAUGUUCUACGAGGAACCCAACUACAGGGGGCGUCAGUACUACCUGAGACCUGGACAAUACAGGAGAUUCAGUGACUGGGGAGCCUCCAGCUCCAGAAUUGGCUCUUUCAGAAGGGUUCAUCACAUGUUUUAAAUAAUUCAAGCAAUGUAAAGAUUAAAAUAUGUUACAAUAAAAGUUGCAAACACA